UUAGCUGUACCUUUAACAUUUUCCUUUUUUUCCAACCGGAAGCAGUUUGCGUGUCAAAGGUCGAGCACAUUGUUCCUGCGCGGUAGUUGGCUGUUUCAUAUAAUAAUGAAUGAAGUUCUACUUCAGUAAGCUUUUUAACGAACAACCAUAGAGAGUAACGGAGUGACUGCGACACUACUGUGUGCACAAUAUCAUAUAUAAGAUAAGAGCUUCAUAUUUUUGAGGUAGACCGUAUCAGAGAUGGCUGGAAUCUUGUUUGAAGACAUUUUUGAUGUAAAAGACAUUGAUCCAGAUGGCAAGAAGUUUGACAGAGUGUCUCGUCUACAUUGUGAAAGUGAAUCUUUCAAGAUGGACCUUGUCUUGGAUGUGAACAUUCAGAUCUAUCCUGUUGAUCUUGGUGACAAGUUCAGACUGGUUAUUGCCAGUACGUUAUAUGAAGAUGGAACACCAGAUGAUGGAGAAUAUAAUCCUCAGGAUGACCGGCCAUCUAGAGCAGACCAGUUUGAUUAUGUGAUGUAUGGAAAGGUUUACAAGAUUGAGGGCGAUGAGACCUCGACAGAAGCGGCCACACGCCUCUCUGCCUAUGUGUCUUACGGUGGCCUCCUCAUGAGGCUGCAGGGAGACGCCAACAACCUUCACGGCUUUGAGGUGGACUCCAGGGUUUACCUCCUCAUGAAGAAACUGGCCUUCUAAAAACCCAACUCUGCUUUCCCACUUACCCUGGUCUUUCCACUGCCGCAGACAGCCUUAAAGUCAUACUGAGCUGCAGACUGAAAACAGUUAUAUUUCCAAGUCUGGAGCACACAGCCAUCUCAAAGAACAGCUCACAGAUGGAUCACAUGGAGGCUGUAGAAAACAUUUUUUUUUUAUUGUCAUACUUUACUAAAUGUUUCCUCCAAGGACAUGGACUACAGACUAAAGACUGUGACACUUUGCAACCUCCAUCUGCUGGCAAACUGUAAAUAAAAAUGUCUUUUAUACAAAAUG
Messenger RNA from Lates calcarifer (barramundi perch), 987 nucleotides. RefSeq names its product RNA polymerase II, I and III subunit H (gene polr2h). The transcript has 6 exons. Gene Ontology annotation, cellular component: RNA polymerase II, core complex; RNA polymerase I complex; RNA polymerase III complex. The record is from RefSeq and is a predicted model, not a curated record. Gene Ontology annotation, molecular function: DNA-directed RNA polymerase activity. Gene Ontology annotation, biological process: DNA-templated transcription. Lineage: Eukaryota; Metazoa; Chordata; Actinopteri; Centropomidae. Bases 241 to 693 code for a protein of 150 amino acids.